AUGUCCAGUUGCCAAAACGCUCUCCUACCUAGGAGCGUCAUGGACCAUCUUCGAAAACAACAUCAGUUGCCCGUUGAGCUCCGGCCAGCCGUCCGAUCUCUAGUAUCAAUAUUACCGCAACUAGACGCCUCGGACUUACCCCGCCGACCCGACGGCUCGGCUCCCCUGGAAGCGUUGCGGAUCGUAGAAGCAUUCCAAUGCAAGAAGUGUCUUUUCAUACGUCAGGAUAUCACUGAUGUGCGGAAACACAUCAAUAAAGAACACGAUCUCUCGGCUGCGGGAAACUAUGAUGAGAUACAAGCGCAGUCUUGGCUUGGGGGUAGGAGAGCUGUGUAUUGGAGAGUUGAGGUGGGUUUGGAGGAGCUGGUGGAUGAUGGGCCCCAUUGUGUUUGGGGUUUCUUUGGGGCGGGGUUUGGUGAUAAACUUCCGAAGAAUUGGCCGGUGGAAGCAUAUCAGAAGCGCUUGAAAUGA
This is a messenger RNA of Lachnellula hyalina, 471 nucleotides long. RefSeq lists its product as uncharacterized. Bases 1 to 471 code for a protein of 156 amino acids. The transcript is spliced from 2 exons. Lineage: Eukaryota; Fungi; Ascomycota; Leotiomycetes; Helotiales; Lachnaceae. The record is from RefSeq and is a predicted model, not a curated record.